This is a messenger RNA of Brassica oleracea var. oleracea, 1628 nucleotides long. Its product is annotated as probable polygalacturonase At1g80170. Gene Ontology annotation, molecular function: polygalacturonase activity. Lineage: Eukaryota; Viridiplantae; Streptophyta; Magnoliopsida; Brassicales; Brassicaceae. The transcript has 9 exons. The record is from RefSeq and is a predicted model, not a curated record. Gene Ontology annotation, biological process: carbohydrate metabolic process. The coding region runs from base 79 to 1497 and encodes 472 amino acids.
UAUUUAAUUAUAUAAAUUCAAACUCAAAACCAAUCAUCUCUACAAAAAACUCUCAUUAGAGGGGGCGUGUUUUGAUUGAUGCAUAUGAUGGAUAAGCUCUUCAUUCUCUCCCUUAUUGGUCUGUUAACGCUAACUGCUUAUGGAGCUGCAGCGAAAAUGGUGUACACCGAUCUCGACAUCCUUAAGAAGCUUGAGAACUUUGACAUACCGGAGGAUGAUGAUGCUGAUGAUCAUUAUGAUACAAAGCUCUCUGAUUUGGCUUCAUUUACAAGCCGGGGUUCUGGUAAGAAUCUGGUGAAUGUGGAUACAUUUGGUGCAGCUGGAGAUGGAGUUUCUGAUGAUACUCAGGCAUUCGUGAGUGCCUGGAAGCAGGCCUGUGGUACUCCAAAGUCUGUGUUGCUUGUACCACAAGGAAGGACUUAUUUAGUAAAUGCAACAAAGUUCAAUGGUCCAUGUGAACGGAAAUUGAUCAUUCAGAUUGAUGGAACAAUAGUGGCACCAGACGAGCCAAGCAACUGGGACCCAAAGUUCCAGAGGAUUUGGCUAGAGUUUUCGAAGCUCAAAGGGGUUGUGUUCCAAGGGAAUGGAGUUAUUGAUGGUUCUGGCAGCAAAUGGUGGGCUGCUUCUUGCAAGAAAAACAAAUCUAAUCCUUGCAAAAGCGCACCAACGGCCUUUACUAUUGAGUCUAGUUCUGGUGUGAAAGUACGUGGCUUGACGAUCCAGAACAGCCAGCAGAUGAACUUCAUCAUUGCAAGGUCGACUUCAGUACGUGUCUACAAAGUUAUGGUCUCAUCUCCAGGAGAUAGUCCCAACACUGAUGGUAUCCACAUCACUGGAUCCACCAAUGUUGUCCUCCAAGACUGUAAAAUCGGCACAGGGGAUGAUUGUGUCUCGAUUGUGAAUGCGAGUUCUAAUAUAAAGAUGAAGAGGAUCUAUUGUGGACCUGGACAUGGAAUCAGCAUUGGGAGUCUUGGGAAUCACAACUCAACAGGCAUUGUAACAAAGGUUGUGUUGGACACAGCGUUUUUGAAAGAGACAACUAAUGGACUCAGGAUCAAAACAUAUCAGGGAGGUUCUGGUUACGUUAAGGGUGUUAGAUUCUCAAACGUUGUGAUGCAAGAUGUCUCUAACCCUAUACUCAUUGAUCAGUUCUACUGCGAUAAUCCAACUUCUUGUCAAAACCAGACCUCGGCGGUUAAGAUCAGCCAGAUAAUGUACCGGAACAUAACCGGGACAACCAAAAGUGAGAAAGCCAUCAAAUUUGCAUGCAGUGACUCAGUCCCUUGCAGCCACAUUGUCCUCAACAAUGUGAAUCUUGAAGGCAAAGACGGUCAAGUCGAAGCGUAUUGUAACUCAGCAGAAGGUUUUGGGUAUGGAGUGAUUCAUCCCUCUGCGGAUUGUCUGUACUCGCACGACGAUAAGGGCUUGGACCAGAGUGACAAGUCAAGACAUAUUUUGGUAACUGAGGAAGCUGAGACUGGCCAUGACGAGCUCUGAUUGGUUGUGAUGUUAUAAGUGUUGUAGAGAGGGAUGGAUGAUAUGUGUAGUAUAGUUUUCUGAAGCAUAUGAUAUAGCCUGAGGAGGAUGAUAUGUGUAAUAUAAUUUUCAGAAGCAUAUAAUAUAGUUUU